Molecule: messenger RNA, 469 nt
Organism: Thalassophryne amazonica
Lineage: Eukaryota; Metazoa; Chordata; Actinopteri; Batrachoidiformes; Batrachoididae
Gene: rpl34
Product: ribosomal protein L34
Exons: 5
Coding region: 89-442 (117 amino acids)
Biological process (GO): translation
Cellular component (GO): ribosome
Molecular function (GO): structural constituent of ribosome
Source: RefSeq, a predicted model, not a curated record
CGAUGGUCAAACAGCCGCACGGGGAAAGUUUAACCUUUCACCCCGCCGGUCUACUUCCUCUUCCCGUUACGGCUAAAGCAGCGUCAGCAUGGUGCAGCGUCUGACUUACCGCCGUAGGUUGUCCUACAACACCGCCUCCAACAAAACCCGGCUAUCCCGGACUCCUGGAAACAGGAUCGUCUACCUGUACACCAAGAAGGUGGGAAAAGCUCCCAAGUCGGCAUGCGGCAUCUGUCCUGGAAGACUGCGUGGGAUUCGGGCUGUCAGACCUCAAGUUCUGAUGAGGCUCUCCAAAACCAAGAAGCACGUCAGCAGGGCCUACGGCGGCUCGAUGUGUGCCAAGUGUGUGCGUGACAGGAUCAAGCGUGCUUUCCUGAUUGAAGAGCAGAAGAUCGUCGUCAAAGUGCUGAAGGCGCAAGCACAGAGCCAGAAGUCAAAAUAAACUAUUUGUAGUGCUAAAAUAAAAAAA